Messenger RNA from Loxodonta africana (African savanna elephant), 662 nucleotides. RefSeq names its product olfactory receptor 10D1B-like. Gene Ontology annotation, cellular component: membrane. Gene Ontology annotation, biological process: G protein-coupled receptor signaling pathway. The record is from RefSeq and is a predicted model, not a curated record. The transcript has a single exon. The coding region runs from base 87 to 662 and encodes 191 amino acids. NCBI's taxonomy places the organism in Eukaryota, Metazoa, Chordata, Mammalia, Proboscidea, Elephantidae. Gene Ontology annotation, molecular function: olfactory receptor activity.
GAAGCACACCAUACCUGGUAAAGUACAAGGUGAGCAAAAAAAGAGGAAGACCCUCACUGAGAUGAAUUGACACAGUGGCUGCAACAAUGGGCUUAAGUAUAGCAAUGAUUGUUAGGAUGGUGCAGGACUGGGCGGUGUUUCGUUCUGUUGUACAUAGGAUCACUAUGAGUCAGGACCAACUCGAUGGCACCUUUCUAACCACUCUCACCUUCCAGUUGCCCUACUGUGGUCCCAAUCAGGUGGACUUUUACUUUUGUGAUAUCCCAGUGAUGCUGAAGCUGGCCUGUGUGGAUACCUCAACCCUGGAGAUGGUGGGGUUCAUAAGUGUGGGAUUCAUGCCCCUCAGCUGCUUCCUCUUCAUUCUCACCUCCUACAGCUGCAUUGUCUAUGCAAUCUUGCAUAUCCGUUCUGCAGAGGGCCGAUGCCAUGCUUUCUCCACCUACAGUGCCCACCUCACUGCCAUCCUUCUUUUCUACAUGCCAGUGGUCCUCAUCUACCUGCAACCCACCCCCAGCCCCAGGCUUAAUGCAACUGUUCAGGUCCUGAACAACCUGGUCACUCCCAUGCUGAACCCCUUGAACUACAGCCUGCAAAACAAGGAGGUGAAAUCAUGUCUAAGGAAGACCCUACAUCAUUUGAGCUUCCUUCCUGAACAGCUGUAG